CCGCCUAUUGGCCGGUUUGCGGACUUCCCAUAGACAGUUGUAUGUUUCAUAAAAAUGCACUCUGAUGCGGCAAAUUUUCAGCUGAAUUCUCACUUGACGACACUGGCUAGCAUCCACAAGAUCCACCACACCUUGCACAGGCUGAACCUGACAGAAGACAUAGGACAGGACAGUCACCCCUCAGCUUGCUGCUCUAGAGCCAUGCCACCAAGGAAAAAGAGGAGACCCUCAGCUGGAGAUGACAUGUCAGCCAAGAAAAGUCGCCAGGACAGUUUUUUCAGAAAACACGAAACGUCACAUAUUCGUGAAGAAGAAACCUUUUCCAGUAAAAGAUGCUUGGAGUGGUUCUAUGAAUAUGCAGGCUGUGAUGACGUGGUGGGUCCGGAGGGCAUGGAGAAGUUCUGUGAAGACAUUGGAGUGGAACCAGAGAAUGUGGUGAUGCUGGUUCUGGCCUGGAAGUUGGACGCCGAGAGUAUGGGGUAUUUCACUCUUCAGGAGUGGCUGAGAGGAAUGGGCUCACUGCAGUGUGAUUCCACAGAGAGACUGAGGAACUCGCUGGACUACCUGAGGUCUGUCUUAAAUGACAGCACCAGUUUUAAGCUUAUUUAUAGAUAUGCCUUUGAUUUUGCUCGGGAGAAAGAUCAGAGGAGUUUGGACUUGAACACAGCCAAAUGUAUGCUUGGGCUUCUUCUCGGAAAGACAUGGCCUCUGUUUCCUGUAUUUAAUCAGUUUCUAGAGCAAUCCAAGUACAAAGUCAUCAACAAAGACCAGUGGUGCAAUGUUUUAGAGUUCAGCAGGACAAUCAACCUGGACCUCAGUAACUAUGAUGAAGAUGGUGCCUGGCCAGUUUUGUUGGAAUUUGUGGAAUGGUACAAGGAAAGACAGAUGUCUUAGCUUCAGACUAAUGUUGCUAAAGGGGGGUAGGGGGGGGAUAUAACUGUGACAACGCUUUGAGAUUCGACAACCAAACUUGACACAUAAAUGGUAAAGAGCAGUGACAGCGGGUGCUACCUGGUAAAGGAGGGGUUUAAGUGGUGGGUGGGUUGGGGAUAAGAUGCUGGGUCACAGCUUCGUUGCAUGCUGCCCGUGGUGUGUUAUGUUCCCUACCGACAUUACAAAGUGGGCAAGCUUGCAACAAACCAGUGGCAUUGCUGUCUCUCACUGUGACAUGUCUUAAAGCUGUCUGUGUUAAGACAACAUGGAUGACGUGAGCCAGCUGGUAUUAUGUGGGAGACCCACUCCUCACCCCA
Messenger RNA from Thalassophryne amazonica, 1250 nucleotides. Its product is annotated as DCN1-like protein 4. Gene Ontology annotation, biological process: positive regulation of ubiquitin-protein transferase activity; protein neddylation. Lineage: Eukaryota; Metazoa; Chordata; Actinopteri; Batrachoidiformes; Batrachoididae. The record is from RefSeq and is a predicted model, not a curated record. Gene Ontology annotation, cellular component: ubiquitin ligase complex. Gene Ontology annotation, molecular function: ubiquitin conjugating enzyme binding; ubiquitin-like protein binding; cullin family protein binding.